AUGUCCGCCGUGCGCGGUCCACAGCUGCAGACACCCUCGUCACCCGCCGCCAACAACGCCAUGCCUGCCCCCAAGCCAGACCUGGCCAGCCCGCCCUCGGACUCCUUCGUCGCGCUGCGCGAAAAGGUCUCCCAGCCCGUCAUCGCCGCCUUUUGCGCAGGCGGUGUCGCCGGCGCAGUCUCCCGCACCGUCGUCUCGCCCCUCGAGCGGUUAAAGAUCCUCAUGCAGGUGCAGAGCGCCGGCCGCGAAGCAUACAAACUGUCCGUCGGCCAGGCCUUGGCCAAGAUGUGGCGGGAAGAGGGCUGGAGGGGCUUCAUGCGCGGCAACGGCACAAACUGCAUCCGCAUCGUCCCCUACUCUGCUGUCCAGUUCAGCAGUUACAACUUUUACAAGAGAAACAUCUUUGCGUCCCAUCCAGGCGCCGAGCUGGCUCCCGUCACUCGCCUCAUCUGUGGCGGCGCCGCGGGUAUCACCUCCGUCUUCCUCACAUAUCCCCUCGACAUUGUUCGCACGCGCUUGUCGAUCCAAUCAGCCAGCUUUGCAGAGUUGGGCAAGAAGCCUCAGCAGCUGCCCGGCAUGUGGGCGACCCUGGUGCACAUGUUCAAGACAGAGGGCGGCGUCUCGGCUCUGUACCGGGGCAUCAUCCCUACCGUAGCCGGCGUCGCGCCCUAUGUUGGCCUCAACUUCAUGGUGUACGAGUCUGUCCGCCAGUACUUGACCCCUGACGGUGAUAAAAACCCAAGCGCGGGGCGCAAGCUGCUCGCUGGCGCCAUUUCAGGAGCUGUUGCGCAAACUUGCACCUACCCCUUCGAUGUGCUGCGUCGACGAUUCCAGAUCAACACCAUGUCCGGCAUGGGAUACCAGUACAAGUCCAUCACGGAUGCCGUCCGGGUCAUUGUCACACACGAAGGCGUCAGAGGUCUUUACAAGGGCAUCGUGCCCAAUCUACUCAAAGUCGCACCAAGCAUGGCCUCGAGCUGGCUGAGCUUUGAAAUGACACGCGACUUCCUGGCGGGCCUCAAGCCCGAAGGGGACGCCGAAUCUCUGUGA
Molecule: messenger RNA, 1050 nt
Organism: Hirsutella rhossiliensis
Lineage: Eukaryota; Fungi; Ascomycota; Sordariomycetes; Hypocreales; Ophiocordycipitaceae
Product: mitochondrial carrier protein
Exons: 4
Coding region: 1-1050 (349 amino acids)
Biological process (GO): transmembrane transport
Source: RefSeq, a predicted model, not a curated record